This is a messenger RNA of Macrosiphum euphorbiae (potato aphid), 321 nucleotides long. NCBI's taxonomy places the organism in Eukaryota, Metazoa, Arthropoda, Insecta, Hemiptera, Aphididae. The record is from the annotation of a GenBank genome assembly.
AUGACAAGAUAUCGGUUUGUCGGUCCGAAAAACGCAUCCCGCAUGCUGUGCGAUCCACCCCGGUCGGGUACUCACCACCGUCGUCGCGCACUGGUCGAUCGGCCGUUCCCGCGAUCCGUUGAUCCGCGAAACUUGCUCGAACUCACGUGGCCGGGCGGCGAUAUCCUCAUGUCGUCCGGUCAUCGCGCGAACCGCGGCAGCAAAGUGACUGACGACAACGUGGCACGUGCGUUUGCCGAGACGUCCGCGAAAGCGACGCGACAUUCGGGCGGACGAUGGGUUAUAAAUAAAUAUUUUAUUGAAUUUUCCGAAGCGGAAUAG